AUGACGUCCACGCGGCUCAGCGCCUGGUUGGACCUGCUCAAGUUCAACUGGCUCCGCCGCUGUCGCGCGUGCGGCGUCCGCGGGUCCAAGUGCCUGUGCCGCCGGCCGUCGCUCGCGCUCGAGCACAUUUUCUUCCUCGAGGAGCGCAAGAACAAGUUCGGCGCGCGCAACUUUAGCCACGUGAGCGACACGUUCCUCACGAGCACCAGCACGACGCUGUUCGCCCACAGUGCGGCCAGCGCGAGCGGCGGCUCGACGGUCGUCAUGUGGCACACGGCGUCGUUCCUCGACAGCGAAGUGAACCCGACCGACUACUACUACGACGGCACUGCUACUACUGCAGCAGCAGCAGCAGGAGCGCCGCCACAGGCGUUCAGUGCCUCGGCGUGCAGUCGCGACCGCGUGACCCCUCGAGGUCACGAAGCGGGUGAGGCCCCGCGCAAUCGGUUGACUGCGCAUCGCAAUCAGGUUCAGCACAGGAGCUCGUCACUUGCCGUUGCUACAUCGGACGCGUGUGUACCUGCAACUGCAGUUACUGCAACUGCACCUGCAACUACUGCAACUGCUGCUACUGCUGCUUCAACGACGACUCUUGUGCGCAAGCAGUCGGGUCGGAUGGUCACUAGGGCCACACGACGGCACUGCAACGACCCGGCCACGCAGCCGCCGAUCAAGGAGAUUGUGACGGGGGAGUUUGUCCCGUGCACGGACGAGAACGUGCCCGUGUCGCUGCUGCACCGUCGCCAGCACAAGCACAAGCAGGUCCUGCCGCACCACCACCACCACCACCACCACCAGCAGCAGCAGCAGCAGCCUCAUCAGAGCCGGUCCCGUGCGCAGAGCAAGAGCAGCAGUGCAAUGGGCAGCCUGCGUCGGCCGCAAUACAAGGAAGAGCCGGGUGUCUCGUUCCAGUUCUACGGUCGCGGGGGCCACGCUGCCCCGCCUGGCUCGGUGUCCUCGGCGCUCAUGGGCUCCAGCAGGAGCGUGUGCAGCAGCUGCAGCAGCACGACGGAUUCGUUCGGCGUUGGCCCGAGUUCUGCCUCGACGUCCGUGCGGGCGUCGCAGUGCUCGAGCCGCGUGAGUCUCGAGACGAACUUUGGGUCGCUGAACCCGCCGUCGUACGUGACCACCAAGGGCGGACGCUUUCUCGACGGCGGGUACGCGCCAAGUAUCCAGGAAAACGACGAGGCGCAGGCCCUGCAGCAACUCACGGGCUGGUUCCUCGCAUCGUCGAUUCCAACGACGGACUCGUGCACGCUGUCACGGUAA
This is a messenger RNA of Hyaloperonospora brassicae, 1269 nucleotides long. NCBI's taxonomy places the organism in Eukaryota, Oomycota, Peronosporomycetes, Peronosporales, Peronosporaceae. The record is from the annotation of a GenBank genome assembly.